CCCUCCCCGCCCCCACCACUUCCCCCUUUUGUUAAUUAAAACUAAGAAGUCAGAAUGGGAACGAGGUGCCUAGCUCCCGAGGAGAAGCCUUAAGGACACCACGCCAGUUCUUUCCAGCCUUCCUUCCGAGAUGGAAAGAGGAGCUCCUAGCUCACUUAAGCCGGGGUAGGGCUGGUUCUCCUUUCCGAGCCAAAAUCCCAGGCGAUGGUGAAUUAUGAACGUGCCACACCAUGAAGCUCUUGUGGCAGGUAACUGUGCACCACCACACCUGGAAUGCCAUCCUGCUCCCGGUCGUCUACCUCACAGCUCAAGUGUGGAUUCUGUGUGCAGCCAUCGCUGCUGCCGCUUCAGCCGGGCCCCAGAACUGCCCCUCCGUCUGCUCGUGCAGUAACCAGUUCAGCAAGGUGGUGUGCACCCGGCGGGGCCUGUCCGAGGUCCCGCAGGGUAUCCCCUCCAACACCCGGUACCUCAACCUCAUGGAAAACAACAUCCAGAUGAUCCAGGCUGACACCUUCCGCCACCUCCACCACCUGGAGGUCCUGCAAUUGGGCAGGAACUCCAUCCGACAGAUAGAGGUGGGGGCCUUCAAUGGCCUGGCCAGCCUCAACACCCUGGAGCUGUUUGACAACUGGCUGACAGUCAUCCCCAGUGGGGCCUUUGAAUACCUGUCCAAGCUUCGGGAGCUCUGGCUUCGCAAUAACCCCAUAGAAAGCAUCCCUUCUUACGCCUUCAACCGGGUGCCCUCCCUUAUGCGCCUGGACCUGGGGGAGCUCAAGAAGCUGGAGUAUAUCUCUGAGGGGGCUUUUGAGGGGCUGUUCAACCUCAAGUACCUGAACUUGGGCAUGUGCAACAUUAAAGAUAUGCCCAAUCUCACCCCCCUGGUGGGGCUAGAAGAGCUGGAGAUGUCAGGGAAUCAUUUCCCUGAGAUCAGGCCUGGCUCUUUCCAUGGCCUAAGCUCUCUCAAGAAGUUGUGGGUCAUGAACUCACAGGUCAGCCUGAUUGAGCGGAAUGCUUUUGAUGGGCUAGCCUCACUUGUGGAACUCAACUUGGCCCACAAUAAUCUCUCUUCUUUGCCCCAUGACCUCUUUACCCCUUUGAGGUACCUGGUGGAAUUGCACCUACACCACAAUCCUUGGAACUGUGAUUGUGACAUUCUGUGGCUAGCCUGGUGGCUUCGAGAGUAUAUACCGACCAAUUCCACCUGCUGUGGCCGCUGUCAUGCUCCCAUGCACAUGCGAGGCCGCUACUUGGUGGAGGUGGACCAGGCCUCCUUCCAGUGUUCUGCCCCUUUCAUCAUGGACGCACCUCGAGACCUCAAUAUUUCCGAGGGUCGGAUAGCGGAACUUAAGUGUCGGACUCCCCCCAUGUCCUCUGUGAAGUGGAUGCUGCCCAAUGGGACAGUGCUCAGCCACGCUUCCCGACACCCACGGAUCUCUGUCCUCAAUGACGGCACCUUGAACUUUUCCCAUGUGCUGCUAUCAGAUACUGGGGUGUACACAUGCAUGGUGACCAAUGUGGCAGGAAACUCCAAUGCUUCGGCCUACCUCAAUGUGAGCACGGCUGAGCUCAACACCUCCAACUACAGCUUCUUCACCACGGUAACGGUGGAGACCACGGAGAUCUCGCCUGAGGACACAACACGAAAGUACAAGCCUGUUCCUACCACAUCCACUGGUUACCAGCCGGCAUAUACCACCUCUACCACGGUGCUCAUUCAGACCACCCGUGUGCCCAAGCAGGUGGCAGUCCCCGCGACAGACACGACUGAUAAGAUGCAGACCAGCCUGGAUGAAGUUAUGAAGACCACCAAGAUCAUCAUUGGCUGCUUUGUGGCAGUGACUCUACUAGCUGCCGCCAUGUUGAUUGUCUUCUAUAAACUUCGCAAACGGCACCAGCAGCGGAGUACAGUCACAGCCGCCCGGACAGUAGAGAUUAUUCAGGUGGAUGAAGACAUCCCAGCGGCAGCAUCUGCAGCAGCAACAGCAGCUCCAUCCGGUGUAUCAGGUGAGGGGGCAGUAGUGCUGCCCACAAUUCAUGACCAUAUUAACUACAACACCUACAAACCAGCACAUGGGGCCCACUGGACAGAAAACAGCCUGGGGAACUCUCUGCACCCCACAGUCACCACUAUCUCUGAACCUUAUAUAAUUCAGACCCAUACCAAGGACAAGGUACAGGAAACUCAAAUAUGACUCCCCUCCCCCCAAAAACUUAUAAGAUGCAAUAGAAUGCACAAAAAAAGAGACAGCAACUUUUGUACAGAGUGGGGAGAGACUUUUUCUUGUAUAUGCUUAUAUAUUAAAUCUAUGGGCUGGUAAAAAAAACAGAUUAUAUUAAAAUUUAAAAACAAAAAAUUAAAACAAAACUAUUUUCUAACUUGUAAGUUCUAUUUAAAGGGGGGGGGGAGGGGAAAUACUGGGAAUGUUGUGGGUAAUAAGCAACUUGCUAUGCUGCCAGAAGGGAUAUCUGGUAUAAGGUUGAAACUGCUAAGAUAAAACAAACUAAAACAACAAAUAUCCCUAAAAGAGGUAGAAUGUGGGCUGCUGAGGAAGUAGGAGGGAUAGACUGAAUCUGUCAUUUUUUUAGAUGACGAUGCUUCAUAGGAUACAGGAAUACCCAUUUCUACAGACAUCUUUCUUAAACUGAGAGCUGUCUUUGCAGUUUUAUCUUAUU
Nycticebus coucang (slow loris) is the source of this 2673-nucleotide messenger RNA. RefSeq names its product leucine rich repeat containing 4 (gene LRRC4). The transcript is spliced from 2 exons. Gene Ontology annotation, molecular function: protein binding. Lineage: Eukaryota; Metazoa; Chordata; Mammalia; Primates; Lorisidae. The record is from RefSeq and is a predicted model, not a curated record. Gene Ontology annotation, biological process: excitatory synapse assembly; modulation of chemical synaptic transmission; synaptic membrane adhesion. Gene Ontology annotation, cellular component: postsynaptic density membrane; glutamatergic synapse; plasma membrane. The coding region runs from base 231 to 2192 and encodes 653 amino acids.